Molecule: messenger RNA, 606 nt
Organism: Fopius arisanus
Lineage: Eukaryota; Metazoa; Arthropoda; Insecta; Hymenoptera; Braconidae
Product: proteoglycan 4-like
Exons: 1
Coding region: 1-606 (201 amino acids)
Source: RefSeq, a predicted model, not a curated record
AUGGACACAUACAACGUCGCAGCAGCCGCCAACGAACCGACCUGGACCUGCCGAACCAGGGUCUGGCCCAACGGGGCUUCCCAGGCACUCCAGCUGGAGUGUCUCCUCGGGGAGAACGAGAUACCGGAGGUAGUCCUCCAAUACUACCGAGGACUAACCACAUACCAGGAGGAGGGUCAAGUACGGCCACCAACGCCGUACUCCCCGAGCUCACCCACUUCGGUGACCUCGGAGGACGAGGAGGAAGAGCAGGAGGAGCCCAUCCCGGACUCCCCCAGGUCGCCAUCGCCAGAGGCCCUGACCUCGGAGGACGAGGAGGAAGAGGAGGAGCCCAUCCCGGACUCCCCCAGGUCGCCAUCACCAGAGGCCCUGACCUCGGAGGAUGAGGAGGACGAGUCCAUCCCGGACUCCCCCAGGUCUCCAUCCCCGGAGCCUGAACCCAUGGAGGAGGAUAUUCUGGUGGUCUAUACCGGACCACAAAGCGCCGUCGCCCAGCAGCCGGACGACAACGUUCACCUCGUCAGAGAGGUCCUCCGCCCAUGGUUCCCCAGGGGGACCCGAACCGGGCCAGCCAGAAGGGACAUCGAAAUGAUUACCAUAGAUUAA